AUGCGUACAGUGAAAGAAGAAGCGAAAGACGUUACAGUGAAAGAAGAGGAAGACGCGUUCAGAGUGAAAGAGGAGGAUGCAGUUUUUGAAGUGAAAGAGGAGGAGGAGACAGAAGGAGAGAGACGUGACUAUCAUGGAUCCUCUGGGGAGCCUCAACAACAUCGUGAAGCUGACAAGGCAGAGAAGAGUCUCUCCAGAUCAGAACACCUCAAGAAACACCAUAAGAGACCCACAGGAAAGAAACCUCACUGCUGCUCUGACUGUGGGAAACGUUUCAAAUCUUCAUCAGAAUUGAAAAAACACCAGCGAGUCCACACAGGAGAGAAACCUUAUAGCUGUAAUCAAUGUGGGAAGAGUUUUACUCAGUCAAGCCACCUGGUAUCACACCAGAGAACACACACAGGAGAGAAACCUUAUAGCUGUGAUCAAUGUGGCAAGAGUUUUACUCAGUCAAGUAGCCUGGUAUCACACCAGAGAACACACACAGGAGAGCAGCCAUAUGGCUGUGAUCAGUGUGGCAAGGGUUUUACUCAGUCAAGUAGCCUGGUAUCACACCAGAGAACACACACAGGAGAGCAGCCAUAUAGCUGUGAUCAGUGUGGCAAGAGUUUUACUCAGUCAAGUAGCCUGGUAUCACACCAGAGAACACAUACAGGAGAGCAGCCAUAUAGCUGUGAUCAGUGUGGGAAGGGUUUUACUCUGUCAACCAACCUGGUAUCACACCAGAGAACACACACAGGACAUCAGCCAUAUAGCUGUGAUGUAUGUGAGGAUAGUUUUACUACAUCAAGCCAGCUGGUAGUACACCAGCGAGUACACACAGGAGAGAAACCUUAUAGCUGUAAUCAGUGUGGGAAGAGUUUUACUCAGUCAAACAGCCUGAAAUCACACCAGAGAACACACACAGGAGAGAAACCUUAUAGCUGUGAUCAAUGUGACAAGAGAUACUCUCAUUCAAGUGGUCUGAUUAAACAUCAGAAAAUACAUGCAGGAGAUCCACGGAGUGUGGAAUGACCUCCAACACCAGACCUGGGUAGUAGAACACAGAGUGUGGAAUGAUCUCCAACACCAGACCUGGGUAGUAGAACACAGAGUGUGGAAUGACCUCCAACACCAGACCUGGGUAGUAGAACACAGAGUGUGGAAUGACCUCCAACACCAGACCUACAGUUGAAGUCGGAAGUUUACAUACACUUAGGUUGGAGUCAUUAAAACUUGUUUUUCAACCACUCCAUGAAUUUCUUUUUAAGAAACUAUAUUUUUGGCAAGUCGGUUAGGACGUACUUUAUGCAUGAUACAGGUAAUUCUUCCAACAGUUGUUUACAGACAGAUUAUUUCACUUAUAAUUCACUGUAUCACAAUUCCACUGUGUCAGAAGUUUACAUACACAAAGUUGACUGUGCCUUUAAACAGCUUGGAAAAUUCCAGAAAAUUAUGUAAUGUCUUUAGAAGCUUCUGAUAGGCUAAUUGACAUAAUUUAA
Molecule: messenger RNA, 1481 nt
Organism: Salmo salar (Atlantic salmon)
Lineage: Eukaryota; Metazoa; Chordata; Actinopteri; Salmoniformes; Salmonidae
Source: RefSeq, a predicted model, not a curated record